Messenger RNA from Suncus etruscus (white-toothed pygmy shrew), 525 nucleotides. RefSeq names its product lithostathine-like. Gene Ontology annotation, biological process: venom-mediated disruption of cell wall in another organism; antimicrobial humoral immune response mediated by antimicrobial peptide; response to peptide hormone. The record is from RefSeq and is a predicted model, not a curated record. The transcript is spliced from 5 exons. The coding region runs from base 1 to 525 and encodes 174 amino acids. Gene Ontology annotation, molecular function: oligosaccharide binding; signaling receptor activity; peptidoglycan binding. Lineage: Eukaryota; Metazoa; Chordata; Mammalia; Eulipotyphla; Soricidae.
AUGCUGACUCCCAUGGCUCUACCCAGCAUGUCCUGGAUGCUGCUCUCCUGCCUGAUGCUUCUAGCUCAGGUCAAAGGUGAAGUGCAAAAUAAUCAGCCGUCUGUAAGAAUCAGCUGUCCAAAAGGCUCUGUGGCCUAUUUCUCACACUGCUAUGCCUUAUAUAGGACACCUGCCACAUGGAUGGAUGCGGAAAUGACUUGUCAAAACCGGCCCUCAGGACACCUCACAUCUGUGCUCACUGGAUCUGAGGCUUCCUUUCUGGCAUCGCUCAUUAAAAAUAGUAUGAGUAGCCAAAACUACGUCUGGAUCGGGCUUCAUGACCCUACCGAGGGCCUUCAACCCAAUGGAGGUGGAUGGCAGUGGAUUAGCACUGAUGUGAUGAACUAUCAGGCCUGGGAGAGAAAACCACCUUCAAGCCCAAACUUUGGUUACUGUGGAAGUGUGUCACAAAGCUCAGGAUUCCGUCAGUGGAAAGAUUACAACUGUGAAUUAAAACUACCCUACAUCUGCAAGUUCAAGAAUUAG